CUGAGUUGAGUUGAGUGAGUUCAGUUUCAGUUUCGUUUCAGUUGUCAAAAUGGUGUUAUAGUGGACUGUCAAGGUCGCUCAAAUAAGUGAAUUUUUUAAUGUUACCUUCGUUAAUGUUUAAUGUGUUUGCAGAAACUAUCAAGGGAAACUUAAAAGGACUCAUGACCCUACCAAACAGCCAGGCAGAUUCUUCCAGCUCUGUGUAUUUUGUAAAUUUCAAUCAGGAUUGCACAUCACUCUCAGUGGGCACAAAGACAGGUUACCGAAUCUUCUCCCUGAGCUCCGUGGACUCUCUCGAGCAGAUCUACGAAGAUGUUUCCGCAGACACUCAGGACUGCUGCAUCGUGGAGAGGCUGUUCAGCUCGAGUCUGGUCGCCGUCGUCAGUCUCAGCUCCCCUCGGAAACUCAAGGUUUGCCACUUCAAGCGGGGAACGGAGAUAUGCAACUACAGCUACAGCAACACCAUCCUGUCCGUCAAGCUAAACCGGAUUAGACUGGUGGUAUGCCUGGAAGAGGCUUUGUACAUACACAACAUACGAGACAUGAAGGUGCUGCACACCAUACGAGAUACACCACCCAACGUGUCAGGGCUGUGUGCUCUCUCCGUCAGUAGUGAGAACUGCUACCUCGCGUAUCCAGGUAGCAGCACCAUUGGCGAGGUGCAGAUCUUCGACUGUAGCCACCUGCGUGCCAAGAUCAUGAUCCCCGCGCACAACUCUCCCCUGGCCGCGUUGGCCUUCACAUCGAGCGGCGCAAGGCUGGCAACGGCCAGUGAGAAGGGAACGGUCAUCCGAGUGUUCAACGUGGCCGACGGCACUCGGCUGUUUGAGUUCCGACGAGGCUUGAAACGCUGUGUCAGGAUUGCCAACCUUCUCUUCUCUACCGACUCACAGUUUCUCACAGCGUCGAGCAACACAGAGACUGUGCACAUCUUCCGACUAGAUGAGCCUCAACCUGCCCCUGUAGAGGACAACGCUGGGUGGAUGGGUUACCUGACCAAGGCUGCCACUCUGUCAGCCAAGUAUCUCCCCACACAGGUGACAGACGUGUUCAGUCAGGGCAGGUCGUGUGUGUGCGUGCACCUGCCUGUCCACGGCUACAAGACAGCUUGUGCAGUCGCCACGAUACAGAGAGUGCUGCGUCUACUGGUAGCCUCAACUGACGGCUUCCUCUACAUAUACAACCUGGACACAUCCGAGGGUGGGGAGACUACCCUGGUCAAGCAGUACAGGUUGGAUGGUAAAGCGGAGACCAUCACAGAAGUGGUGAGUGUCGGAGGAGAAAACCCCCCUUCGUCCAAUCCGCUGCCAAUCGACAAAACCGACUCCCCCACCCCAGGCCUGUGUAGCUCCUCCUACGCGGGCAUUCUCAAAGGACACUCGCCCGGCCACAUGUCAGGUAACUCUGAGAAGUUCCAUGAGAUGAACCUGGCCACGUCUUCGCCGCCCAAAGACGGUUUCCGCCUCACUGAUGACUCAGAGUUCCCUCCGGUCUCUACUGAUUGAACGUGUAAAUAUUCCCGGCACCAAUGUAUAUUAUAUUUAUUAAGUCUUUCUGUUCCGUUAUGUGGAUCACAAUUUCGACGUUUAUUUUAUUCACUCUAAAUAAAUCAAAAUUCUUUGUA
Molecule: messenger RNA, 1624 nt
Organism: Macrosteles quadrilineatus (aster leafhopper)
Lineage: Eukaryota; Metazoa; Arthropoda; Insecta; Hemiptera; Cicadellidae
Product: WD repeat domain phosphoinositide-interacting protein 2-like
Exons: 10
Coding region: 99-1505 (468 amino acids)
Biological process (GO): protein localization to phagophore assembly site; nucleophagy; protein lipidation
Cellular component (GO): extrinsic component of membrane; phagophore assembly site membrane; cytosol
Molecular function (GO): phosphatidylinositol-3-phosphate binding; protein binding; phosphatidylinositol-3,5-bisphosphate binding
Source: RefSeq, a predicted model, not a curated record